Molecule: messenger RNA, 1900 nt
Organism: Gekko japonicus
Lineage: Eukaryota; Metazoa; Chordata; Lepidosauria; Squamata; Gekkonidae
Gene: GNPDA2
Product: glucosamine-6-phosphate deaminase 2
Exons: 7
Coding region: 112-942 (276 amino acids)
Biological process (GO): N-acetylneuraminate catabolic process; D-glucosamine catabolic process; carbohydrate metabolic process
Cellular component (GO): cytoplasm
Molecular function (GO): identical protein binding; glucosamine-6-phosphate deaminase activity
Source: RefSeq, a predicted model, not a curated record
AGGCCGGGGCAUCGAUUCCUUGCAUCGGUGCUGAUCUUUUGCCUGUUCCUGGGUGCAGCGAGAGAGAAUUGGUGGCUCGAGAAUUUGCCUUGAGAGCAGUCUCUCACAAAUAUGAGGCUGGUAAUCCUUGAUAACUAUGAUCUUGCAAGUGAAUGGGCUGCAAAGUAUAUCUGCAAUCGCAUCAUCAAGGCCAAGCCAAACCAAACCAGGUAUUUUACUCUUGGUUUACCAACAGGAAGCACACCUCUGGGCUGUUACCAAAAGCUGAUUGAGUAUCAUAAAAAAGGAGAUCUCUCAUUCAAAUAUGUGAAGACAUUCAAUAUGGAUGAAUAUGUAGGACUUCCCAGAAAUCAUCCAGAGAGCUACCAUUCUUACAUGUGGAACAGUUUUUUUAAGCAUAUUGAUAUAGAUCCAAGCAACGCUCAUAUUCUCGAUGGGAAUGCUCCAGACUUAAAGGCAGAGUGUGAGGCGUUUGAAAAAAAGAUUGAAGAAGCUGGAGGAAUUGAUCUAUUUGUUGGAGGCAUUGGUCCAGAUGGCCACAUUGCCUUCAAUGAGCCAGGCUCCAGUUUAGUAUCAAGAACAAGACUGAAGACGCUGGCUAUGGACACCAUUCUGGCAAAUGCAAAAUACUUUGAUGGGAACUUAUCUAAAGUUCCAACGAUGGCCUUAACCGUUGGUGUGGGAACAGUGAUGGAUGCUAGAGAAGUAAUGAUUCUAAUCACAGGCGCGCACAAAGCUUUUGCCUUGUACAAGGCAAUUGAAGAAGGGGUCAAUCAUAUGUGGACAGUGUCUGCUUUCCAGCAGCAUCCUCACACUAUCUUUGUCUGCGAUGAAGAUGCUACCUUAGAACUAAGAGUUAAAACUGUGAAGUAUUUUAAAGGUUUAAUGCAUGUGCACAACAAACUCGUCGAUCCGCUGCACAGUAUGAAAGAGCAAGACUGAAGGAGAAACCAAAGCUGGAAUCCCACCUGCCCGUCCCUGGCAGCGCGUUAGGUAGCAGAUGAACUGACUGCUAUGCAAUGGGCUGGAAACCGGUUAAAAAAGAGAAUCUGAAGUACUGUGCUUCUCCUCCCCACCCCACCCCUUCUCUGAAGGUCCAGCCUGUACACUCUCACAUUCCUCCUUAGCCCCGUAACAAGCCGUGUUCUCUCUCCAUUCCUACCCAGAUUUGUGUUGACUGUUACGUAUUAGCUAUUUGCCAUUAGAAACCGACGGAGCUGUUCUGACUUCAGAGCACAGCCCCAUUCGAGCUUUCUGGAAUGCGAAAUAUAAACACAUUUCCUUGUUUGUUCCAAGGCACUUUUUCAUCUUGGGUUUUGUAAUGUCAGUGUAGAACCAGAUAAUAAGGCACUUUAUUGUGAAAUGUUUACACACACACACACACACACACAGAUUAUUGGCUGCCUUAAAACUGUACACCUUCAUGGGAGACGGUGUCAGGGUAACCUAGUUUGAAAGCGGUACCUGCAGUCGUAGAUGCUCGUUUUGGUAACAAUUUUUUGUCAGCUUUGAGAAUGGUCGCCACAUUGGUGGUUACCGUUAAAUCAAAGGAACGUCUAGUCCCUUAAAAGCUAGGGUGUGGAUUUUAUGCAGCAGCAGUGGAUGAGGCCAACAGCUACCUGUGAUGCCAAGGGUCUGAGGAUCCAUGUGGAUGAAUUGCCAUGCAGCACAAGUGGCUGUGUUAAGAAGGGAAAAGUGAGCAGAAUGACCCUUUUCUCCCAUCAGUCCUUCCUGCCCCGUGUUCCCUCUAAGGUGUGCCCGUGAGCAAGCGGCCGCUCAUUAACACAGGAAGCCCCACUCAGCAGCAACCUGGAGCCGCACAGGGUCUCACACUGCCCACUUGACGAUUACAGCAGUUAUGUUCUGCUCAAGAUAUGAAGUGCUGUGCUCAGUAGGGGGG